Molecule: messenger RNA, 3602 nt
Organism: Meleagris gallopavo (turkey)
Lineage: Eukaryota; Metazoa; Chordata; Aves; Galliformes; Phasianidae
Source: RefSeq, a predicted model, not a curated record
AUGGGCCGUCGCGGAGUCGUGCCGUCACGGGAGCGCGCUGCGCCUGCGCAGGGCCGCAAAGCGGACGGGUCGGGCUUAUUCCCGUCGUCCAAUCAGAGGCGGUGGCUCGGCGAAGGGCGGGGGCGUGGCUCGGCGCCGGGGUGUUUGGAUUCGAAAGAAGGUGGUUUGAAAUUGACUUUUCAGAAGCAGGGACUGUCUCAGAAAAGGCCAUUUGAAAGCGAGGAGGGUGCACUGGGACAGCAGCAAUACCUGGCUCGGCUACGUGAUCUCCAGAAUGCUUCAGAAAUCAGCCUUGUCAACUUCCCAAAAUCGCUUCCUGAAUCAGGUACUUCCAGUCACUUAACCGCCAGCGCCAAUGGAGUGAUAGUUGAUAGUCAACCUGUACUCAAAAAGAGAAGAGGGAGAAGGAAGAACGUGGAAGGAGUUGAUGUCCUCUUUGUAAACAGAAAUAAGCAGCCCAAUCAUGUAAAUCCAGGUAUUAACUCGUGUCAAGUUGCUGCUGGGAUAAACCCAGCACUCAAUUACACGCAGUCUCAAGGCAUGCUUGAUGCAGAGAGUCCAGUUCCUGUUAUUAACCUAAAAGACGGAACGAGGCUGGCAGGUGAUGAUGCUCCCAAAAAGAAAGAUUUAGAAAGGUGGCUGAAGGAACAUCCUGGCUAUGUUGAAGAUUUAGGAGCUUGUAUUCCUAGGAUGCAGCUGCAUGAAGGGAGGCCCAAACAAAAACGACACCGUUGUCGAAACCCUAAUAAACUAGAUGUUAAUAGUUUGACUGGUGAAGAACGUGUCCAGCUCAUAAAUAGAAGAAAUGCAAGAAAGGUGGGGGGUGCAUUUGCUCCUCCUCUGAAGGAUUUGUGCAGGUUCUUGAAAGAAAAUCCGGAGUAUGGAGUGGCUCCUGAAUGGGGAGAAAUUGUAAAACAGUCUGGAUUUCUUCCAGAAGGUAUGUUUGACCGUAUUCUCACCGGGCCUGUUGUGCGGGAAGAAGUAAGCCGGAGGGGAAGGCGCCCCAAAAGUGAGAUUGCUAAGGCAACAGCAGCUGCAGCUGCUGCCACUGCUGCAAGUGUAUCAGUUAACCCUCUGCUCACCAAUGGAUUGCUUCCGGGAGUGGAUCUGUCUAGUCUUCAGGCCUUACAACAAAACCUGCAAAACCUGCAGUCACUGCAAGUAACGGCAGGAUUGAUGGGAAUGCCAGCUGGCUUAACUACUGGAGGAGAAGCUAAGAACAUGGCUGCCAUGUUCCCCAUGCUGCUGUCAGGGAUGGCUGGAUUACCAAACUUGCUGGGCAUGGGAGGACUUCUGACAAAGUCUACAGAAUCUAUUUCAGAGGAUAAAAAGGGAAGUGAUUUGAAAGAGGCGGAUAUAAAGAAAGAAAGGACAGAAGACCAAAAUGCAGAUACUGGUGGUGAAAACUCUGUUUCAAGCUCUCCUUCAACAUCCUCUGCUGCUGCAGCUGCCAAUCCUCUCUCUCUUAACCCAUUACUUUUGUCCAACAUACUUUAUCCAGGGAUGCUUCUCACUCCAGGCCUUAAUCUUCAUAUCCCAGCUUUGUCUCAGUCUAAUAUUUUUGAUGUACAGAACAGUGAAAGUAAUGACACAGGCUCAGCCAAGCCUACGGAAGAAAAGGAGGAAAAUUCUCGGGUUAGAGAUCAGGAAGACAAAGGGGGAACAGAGCCAAGCUCUCACAAUGAAAACAGCACAGAUGAAGGUUCAGAGAAAGCAGAUGCUUCAUCUGGAUCUGAUAGUACAUCGUCUUCAUCUGAGGAUUCAGAUUCUAGUGAUGAAGACUGACCCCAGACUCUGCACUUAAAUUAUGAACUGAUUUUGAAUUUAUUCUUUAAUUAUUUCAUUGUAAAUAACCCAGUGUUGAGUGCAUCGAUGAUUUACUGACCGAACAUUUCAGUAUUUGUUUAGAAGUGCAAACUGCUUUCAGAGACGUUUUGCAUGUAAUAUUUCCUGAAGUUCAUAAGUUUCUGAACUUGUAUGUACUAUCAAAUACACAAUGGUGUAAAAUUACAACAAAAGGCAUUAUAAUUUUGUUGGGGGGUUAAUUUUAUGAAAAUAAUGCUCAAGAAAGAGCUGUAUAUUUAAUAUAUUUGCAGUGAACACAGAAUACUUUAUGCAUAUUAUUGAUUUAAUUUGAAUAUAGUUUUACAGCCUCCUUGACACUUAUAAUUUACAGAUCAAAACUCAGCAAUAAUUUGGGCAGCUAAUGAAUGUCAUGAAAGCUGUAGAAUCUACAUCACCAUCCAUUGCUUUAAUUACAUGAAAAUGCUCUAGUGUUGUGAUGCACUGCUGUUUCCAAUUCAGGUACAAGUGUGUUUAAAAGAAGAUAAAUUUUUCCCAAUCAGCCAAUUAAACUGGCUACCUGUUACCUCAGCUGAGUUAGUUUAGGAAGUUUACAUUGGUUUCUAUUACUUGUUUUCAGGUUUUGUUUUGUUUUCUAAAGACAUCUUGUAUAUCAUGUUAAAAUCUGAGUUGAGAUAGGACUGGUAGUGGGUUUUUUUUCCUCUCACUGUGACCUGUUCUCUUUGACAGCAGUAAGGGAAAAUCAAACCAAAAAUGGUCUUAUCUCAUGCUACUUGGCACCAUGUAGAUCUAUUUAGUUUACACCUUGCAAAGUUUUGGGCUCCCUCUGCAGAAUUAGAAGUCCCAAAAUGAGGAGUAGUUGCCCCAAGACUCAGAAGAGACAAACUGUCAUAAGUGCCACUGAAAAGACCUUUCAACACUGCAUACUUCAUGUAAAAAUUGUUUGUUUGCUUUGUUUGUGUAGAUUUCUAUUUGUGUUUUAUGUCAUAAAACCUCCUGGAGUUACCAGUUAAUAAUGGUAAAUUAAGUAUAGAUAGUUUUGAACUCCUUUUGAGUUUAAACUUCUCUGCAGAUUUAAAUCUGACUAAAUAUUAAAUAUUACCCCAAAUCAUUAUUGGGAUAUCACUUCAUAUGUUAUGCUGAGUUACCCACUAAAAAAAAAAGCACUUUGAAUAGUAAGGAAGACAAAUUAUUCCUAGAAACCACAGUAACAGGGCAUAAGGCAUCUGUUUAAGUCCAAAACCUUAGAACCCUUUACUAUAUAAAAUCUGUCUAAUAUUUGAUGUGUGAUCUGAUUCCUCCUUCUUUUUAAGCUGCUAUUACUGUGACACAGUAGAGGCCCAGAUUCACAUUUACAGAAGUUCUGAACUGACUGAGAUUUCAAUUGACCCUUGUUACAGCAUUUGCGAUCCAAGAAAAGGCAAGUGUUAAGAGAAAACAGAUACAGGUACUAGUAGGAGUCAUUGAAAAAGCUUUACAAAGGGAUAAAUUUAAAAAUAAAGGCAAAACUGUAUAUUUUGAUAUAGUUCUGUUGCUUGCUUGUACAGUAAAACAACUGUGUUGUUUUGUUUUUUUACCAAGAAGUUUACCAAUGAAAUAUAAGUUUGUACGUGCGAAAUAACCCCAUGAUUAGAAGCAGUGUUACAUGUAAUACACAAUUUUACAAGUACCAUUUGGAUUGUGCUGGUUACGUAUUUUCCCAAAUAGUAUUCUGAUUUUUGGCCCUUCAUGCAGUGUCUUAGCAAUAGUGAAAAUUCAAAACUGCCAAAAGAAGGGGGUAGCAAUUCUUCAUUGUGGGG